Molecule: messenger RNA, 805 nt
Organism: Agrilus planipennis (emerald ash borer)
Lineage: Eukaryota; Metazoa; Arthropoda; Insecta; Coleoptera; Buprestidae
Product: protein THEM6-like
Exons: 2
Coding region: 395-790 (131 amino acids)
Source: RefSeq, a predicted model, not a curated record
GACGGAGUGUUUAUAAAUUCUUUCCGCGGUGAUGAUGAAACAUCUUUGCGCUUACUUUUAAUCAUUCGUCAGCAAAAAAUUAUUAUUGUUGGACUGUUGCAGUUUCCACAAUUUAUUUCUUUGUCUCACACGCUGCGCUGGCACAAUUAAAAUGUAGACAGUGACGUUCGCGAAGGAAAAUUGCCGUAAUACAUUUAUUACUCUAAAUCGAAAUUUUAUUCAGUAUGCGUCCAAGUACGUUGGAAUAGUAAACGUUAAAAUGGUCAUUGUGUUUAUGUUUCGCGUGAUCUAAGCGCUAAAUGGAUAUGUAGAGAGCAUUUUCAUUUUCCAAGUUUCAAAUCUCGUUUUAAUUGUUAAGCAACAAAACAAAAAUUACAAAUAAAACAAACGAAGAAUGACAGUGUGCUACAUAGUCGGGGCUUUUUUGGUCGCGGUUGUUGUGCUUUAUGGACUUUUAGAACUGCAUUAUUUUUUGCGGACGUUCCUCAGCGUCCUUUUGGCGCGAUUUUGUAAAAAGAAAGUUCAUAUUUUACAAGAAACUGUCGUCAAAGGAUAUUGUUUUACGAAUGACUUGGACAUCAUGUUCUUACACAUGAAUAAUGCCCGGUAUGUAAGAGAAUUAGACUUUGCAAGAUUCCAUUUUUAUGAUCGUACUGGUCUUUAUAAGAAAAUUGUGGACGGGAAAGGAACAGUGGUUCAAUCUGCUUGCAGCAUAAGAUAUCGUCGACCCAUAUCCAUCUUCACACCAUUUACAGUAACAACUAAAGUAAGUAAACUUAGCAAUAUUUGAUUUAGUUACACCAAA